Molecule: messenger RNA, 1614 nt
Organism: Hyposmocoma kahamanoa
Lineage: Eukaryota; Metazoa; Arthropoda; Insecta; Lepidoptera; Cosmopterigidae
Product: tetraspanin-7-like
Exons: 5
Coding region: 113-826 (237 amino acids)
Cellular component (GO): membrane
Source: RefSeq, a predicted model, not a curated record
UAUCGCGCAUGCGCGCAUCCGAAACGCCCUGCCAGUGCUCUGUGGAGGCUCACCAAGAAUACACACAACAUGCAAAUCUAUUAAAACAUAAAUCAAAAGGCUGGUGGAAACCAUGGGGAACCAGUUUAAAAACGUGGCAGUCAUGGGCUGCCUUAAAACAUUAUUAUUUGUCUUUAGCAUUGUCUUCUGGUUGACAGGCUUGAUUCUUCUAACUAUGGGUUUAUGGGCCCUGUUCGAUAUGCAUAAAUACAUGGACUUGUCAAUGGAAUUCUCCGAUACGGCGCCGUAUGUCUUAAUUGGCAUUGCUGGUCUUAUCAUCCUGAUCAGCUCUACUGCUUUCUCCUGCAUCAUUAAAGGACAACCUGUCCUGCUGUAUAUCUACGGCGGUUUCCUGGCAUGCAUCUUCGUGAUGGACGUGGGUGUGGGAGCAUCAGUUAUGUGCUACCGCGACACCUUCGCCAAAGCCUUGCACGAUGGACUUACAGAGACUCUCACCGCCUACGACCCUCGCAAGGCUAACUUCGACUUUGUGCAGUCAAAUAUGCACUGCUGCGGCGUGAACAACUACACGGACUGGAUGAGGUUGUCGCCACAGCGCGUCAUUCCCAUCUCUUGCUGCCUCGACCCCAACCGCUGCGUUACCGCCAACUACAGCGAUGUCUAUCAGAGGGGAUGUUACGAAAUGAUCCUGGAGUAUUUAGAAAAGAACAGAGAUAUGCUGCUUGGCCUCGCUAUUGGCACUGCUGUACUCCCGCUAGUAGGAGCAAUACUCUCCUGUUGGCUUGCCAGCUACAUAAAAAAGUCCAAAUAUGACGCUAUGAACUAACUCUGCAAAAUAGUCAAGACGAAAGAACUACUUUUCAAACUGUUCUAACGGCAAUACGCAUAUUAGAUAAUCUCAAAGUAUUUAAAAUCUCAAUUUUAUAUAGAGUUUAGGUCCCUUUUCCUGUGACUGAUUUAUACCUGUUACGAAAUUAUAAAACUCAAUUAGGAUGUAAUUGUAUUUACUAGUAUCUAAAUUCUAAUUAUAGCAACACAGUCAGCAUCAAAAUUAACUGAGUGAGUACGUAAACCAAAAUAUCUUAUCACUUCCACUUUCCACUGUAUCUUUCUAAUGUAUAUAUGUAUGAUGCAAACCUCUUGAAUGCGAACUUUUGUUUCAAACUGAAAACAACGGAAAAUGUUCCAAUAAAUAGUUUAUUUAUAUUAAAUGAUUAUAUAUUUUGAGUAUACCAAACAUAUAUGUACCUAUAUAUAAAAAUCAUUGAUUUUUAUUAGGCUGGACUAAUAUUGUCCUUUUUUCUAUGUCAUCCUGACGAAUUUGACCGAAUCAAUCUGACCAAUGGGAUAAAACCCCGUCUGCCAGACCAGUCUAACCACCAAUCUGAUCAACGAGAAACACUGAGGUUGAUUGCUUAUAUUUACUACAUUUUGAAGCUGACUGUUUUUUUUAAUUCUUCUAUUAAUAUUUACAUUGGAAAUAUUAUAUUAUUUUGUAUUAAAUAAAAUUAUUAAAUGUUAACACAAGCAUCCAAAAAUGGUUUAUUAAUUUUACAUAUUAUAUUACUAGCUGGUGGGCACGACUUCGUCUGCGUAGAAUAAGUACUUCAAGUA